Messenger RNA from Orycteropus afer afer, 4428 nucleotides. RefSeq names its product ephrin B2 (gene EFNB2). The record is from RefSeq and is a predicted model, not a curated record. Gene Ontology annotation, biological process: ephrin receptor signaling pathway; axon guidance; blood vessel morphogenesis. Gene Ontology annotation, molecular function: ephrin receptor binding. NCBI's taxonomy places the organism in Eukaryota, Metazoa, Chordata, Mammalia, Tubulidentata, Orycteropodidae. Gene Ontology annotation, cellular component: plasma membrane.
GGGGAUACCGGGUCCACGUACCGCCCCUCCGAGAUCCGGAGGUCGUGCAGAGGUGGGAGUGGUGUGGCCAUGGCCGUGAGGAGGGACUCCGUGUGGAAGUACUGCUGGGGAGUUUUGAUGGUUUUAUGCAGAACUGCGAUUUCCAGAUCGAUAGUUUUAGAACCUAUCUAUUGGAAUUCCUCGAACUCCAAAUUUCUACCUGGACAAGGACUGGUACUAUACCCACAAAUAGGAGACAAAUUGGAUAUUAUUUGCCCCAAAGUGGACUCUAAAACUGUUGGCCAAUACGAAUAUUAUAAAGUUUAUAUGGUUGAUAAAGACCAAGCAGACAGAUGCACUAUUAAGAAGGAAAAUACCCCUCUCCUCAACUGUGCCAAACCAGAUCAAGAUGUAAAAUUCACUAUCAAGUUUCAAGAAUUCAGCCCUAACCUCUGGGGUCUAGAAUUUCAGAAGAACAAAGAUUAUUACAUUAUAUCUACAUCAAAUGGGUCUUUGGAGGGCCUGGAUAACCAGGAGGGAGGGGUGUGCCAGACAAGAGCCAUGAAGAUCCUCAUGAAAGUUGGACAAGAUGCGAGUUCUGCUGGGUCAACCAGGAAUAAUGAUCCAACGCGACGUCCAGAACUGGAAGCUGGUACAAAUGGAAGAAGCUCAACGACAAGUCCCUUUGUAAAACCAAAUCCAGGUUCUAGCACAGACGGCAACAGUGCCGGACAUUCUGGUAACAAUAUCCUUGGUUCCGAAGUGGCCUUAUUUGCAGGGAUUGCUUCAGGAUGCAUCAUCUUCAUUGUCAUUAUCAUCACUCUGGUGGUUCUUCUACUGAAGUACCGGAGAAGACACAGGAAGCACUCACCGCAGCACACGACCACACUGUCACUCAGUACAUUAGCUACGCCAAAGCGCAGUGGCAACAACAAUGGCUCCGAGCCCAGUGACAUUAUCAUCCCGUUAAGGACUGCAGACAGUGUUUUCUGCCCUCACUAUGAAAAAGUCAGUGGUGAUUAUGGGCAUCCAGUGUACAUAGUCCAAGAGAUGCCUCCUCAGAGUCCAGCAAAUAUUUACUACAAGGUCUGAGAGAACUCUGGCGGUACCUUUGAUUUCCCAGAGGAAACUUACUGUUCGGAUGCUUCCCGUUGAGGGUUUGAUGACACCUUGUGCUCUGGAAUUGACUGAAGCACAGUGGGGGAGAGGGAACACUCCUUCUCAGAAGAGCCUUGUUGAGCUGGACAGUUUACCUAGUCUGUAGAAUUUCAGCCUUGGUGAAUAAAAAUACUCACUGAAAGCUGGAAGCCUGUGUGUAGAAGAUACCCAUUCGGAUUGUUGUACUCUUGUUACAUGUAUCAUCCUCUAAGCCAUGUGCUGCAGUAAUUCAGGCAUAUACAAAAGCCAAGGGAAGACAGAGUGCUUUGUGGAAAAGAGAGCUCGGAGCAUCCUGGGAAGGCACCCUAGGAUGCCAUGCUUGGAAAUGCAGUCUUCGGCCACCUUGGUGUGUGUAUCUCUCUCAGUGCAUACUGGACUUGUCACACAGACCUCUGGCUAAGUAAGGCUUUUAAAGAUCUCUAGCUUUUAGUCCAUCACUGUUACACUCCUUCUGUUAUCCAGGGCUCUGCAGUACUUCUCAUGAGAUUCCCUUUCACUCUCCAUCCUGCAUCACUAAUGGAACAUUAAUGUGUGGAGUUCCCUACUCCAUCCAUUUGCAACAACAGCUACAGUUGAAUGGGUAAUACAUUUAUAGAAAUUGUGUUUGCUAAUAAGGAGCCUUCCAGCCAGAAGCUAGGCUGUCAGCCGAGAAAGACUAGGAGUUCACGGAUGGGGGUGGGGCAGGGGAAAGGGCUGACUGCAAUUGCAGUUUAACACUGCUGCCUCUGAAACAGAAAGUUGGGAAGAAGAAGACAAAAACAGGUAGCACAGCACUUUGGUUUUGUUAAGACUUAGGAGGCAAGUAGGAGACACAACAACACACGUGGUGGAUUAGGAUGCAUUUGAAGGAAUUCACUGUAUCAAAUAGCAAUGUGCAGAGGCAAAUAGUACCUCUUCGCUUGUUUGGUGGAACAAAGGGGUAUUGUUGGUAGAGGAACAAGCUUGGGGGGAGGGAGAAAGUAGGCCACUGAUAUAUUCGGGCAGGACUGUUGUGGUACUGGCAAUAAGAUAUACAGCUCUGAUGCUGUAGGAAAGUCAGUCUGCUUUGGAUGAUUUUUUAAGCAGACUCAGCUGCUAUACUUAUCACAUUUUAUUAAACACAGGGAAAGCAUUUAGGAGAAUAGCAGAGAGCCAAAUCUGACCUUAGAAGUUUAAAAGCCAAGGGUCAAACAGGCUGUAAUUCCAUCAUCGUUGACGUAAUUAAAGAAUUCUCAUAUAUAAAAGGUAGGUCAGAUUCUCCCACCCCAUCCCUCAGUGCCCUGUCCCCGCCCUCCUCCCAGAUCGAGCCUUAUGACACUUUGGUUUAUGGUGGUGCUGUUCGUGCUGCGAGGGGCUGCUGGAUAGGUACUGUGACUGAGGCCUCAGCUCCCCGGUGCUCUGUUUCAAAGUAAAGCACAUAUGGCAAACCUCUUAGAGUCCUUAAGACUGAAAUAAAUUAUGAUGUUGAGGGGGAGAAGGAAGAUAGGACAUAUUUAUAAUAGGUAUAUAGAACACAAGGGAUAUAAAAUGAAAGAUUUUUACUAAUAUAUAUUUUAAAAUUGCACAGAGUACACACCAGAAGAUGUGAAAUUCAUUUCGUGGCAAUUAAGUGGUCCCAACUCUCAGUGCUUUAAAAAAAAAGAAAAAAAAAAUUGGACAGCUACUUCUGGGAAAAACAACAUUACUCCAAAAAUAACAAUAAUGAGAGCAAAUAUAAAAAUAACAAAGUCCUCUGAAGGCAUCUCACAUAACCAUAGACUAGGAAAUACAAGCCCCAAAAUACCAGGAAAUUGAUGUUCCUGCAUCAUAUAUUUAACAAUGACAAGAUGUUCCGGCAUUUAUUUUCUGUGUUGUGUUUUCCCUUGCCUUAUGGGCUGAAGUGUUCGCUAGAAUCCAGCAGGUCACAUUGAGGGGGUUUCAGUUGAAAGCUUAGCUUUAGCUCCCUCCUCCUCUCCUUCCCCCCACUCCCCUCCUUCUGGAAAAAAAAAUAAAUAAGCAAGAAACCUACUUUUUAUGUGCUAUGCAAAAUAGACAUCUUUAACAUAGUCCUGUUACUAUGGUAACAACACUUUGCUUUCUGAAUUGGGAGAAAAAAAAUGUAGCAACAGCAUUUUAAGGUUCUCAGACCUCCAGUGAGUACCUGCAAAAAUGAGUUGUCACAGAAAUUAUUCUUUUCUAUUUCCUGAACCUGAAAAUGAUGUUGGUCCAAAGUGCGUGUGUGUAUGUAUGAGUGGGUGUGUGGUAUACAUGUGUACAUAUAUGUAUAAUAUAUAUCUACAAUAUAUAUUAUAUAUAUCUAUAUCCUAUUUCUGUGGAGGGUUGCCGUGGUAACCAGCCACAGUACAUAUGUAAUUCUUUCCAUCACCCCGACCUCUCCUUUAUGUGCGUUCAUACAAGACUUUCUUGUAAGCCAUCAAAAAUUACUUUUAGUAUGGGGAGAGGGGCAAGAAGGGGAAAAAUGGGAAAUAGUGAGUCUGAUUUUAAUGAAUCAAAUGUACGUAUCAUCGGUUGACUACGUUUUGGUUAUAUACUAAACUGUGAAAAAUCAGAUGAAUUGAUGAAGAGUUACCUGCAACGAAUUGAGAAGUGUACUGUGCGUCUGUUUUGUGUCUGGUGCAGAAUAUGACAAUCUACCAACUGUUCCUUUAUUUGAAGUUGGUUCAGCUUUAGAAAGUUACUGUAAAUGCCUUGCUUGUAUUAUCAUCCCUAGUCACCUGACUUUGGAAUUUGCACCAUCAUGUUUAAGUGAAGAUGCUGUAAAUAGGUUCAGAUUUUACUGUAUAUGGAUUUGGGGUGUUACAGUAGCCUUAUUCACCUUUUUAAUAAAAAUACACAUGAAAACAAGACAGAAAUGGCUUUUCUUACCCAGAUUGUGUACAUAGAGCAAUGUUGGUUUUUUAUAAAGUCUAAGCAAGAUGUUUUGUAUAAAAUCUGAAUUUUGCAAUGUAUUUAGCUACAGCUUGUGUAAAGGCAGUACCAUUCCCCUUUGCACUGUAAUGAGGAAAAAAAUGGUAAAAAGGUUGCCAAAUUGCUGCAUAUUUGUGCCGUAAUUAUGUACCAUGAAUAUUUAUUUAAAAUUUCUUUGUCCAAUUUGUAAGUAACACAGUAUUAUGCUUGAGUUAUAAAUAUUUUUUUCUUUCUUCAUUUUAUUUUAAUAGCCUGUCAUAGGUUUUAAAUCUGCUUUAGUUCCACAUUGCAGUUAGACCCCAGAAAAUGAAAUUCGUGAAGUCACAUUCCACGUCUGUUUCAAACUGAAUUUGUUCUUAAAAAAAUAAAAUAUUUUUUUCCUAUGGAAAAAGUGCCUUCCAAGUA